GGCCCCGGGCCCGCGCGGCCAAUCGGCGCAUUGAGAUGCAAAUAAGCGACUAUAAAAGGGGCGGGGCCGUGGCGGGCCGGAAGCCGCGAGGAGCGCGGACUGCCGGGCUGCUGCUGGCGGCUGCGGGGCAGGGUAGACGCCGGCGCUCCGGUCCCCGCCGCCCUCCGUCCCCGCUGCUCCCAGUCCCCGCCGCUCCCAGUCCCCGCCGCGCCCCCAGCGGAGCGGGCAUGGCGCCACCCGCGGCGCCUGGCCGGGACCGUGUGGGCCGUGAGGAUGAGGACGGCUGGGAGACGCGGGGGGACCGCAAGGCCCGGAAGCCCCUGGUGGAGAAGAAGCGGCGCGCGCGGAUCAACGAGAGCCUGCAGGAGCUGCGGCUGCUGCUGGCGGGCGCCGAGGUGCAGGCCAAGCUGGAGAACGCCGAGGUGUUGGAGCUGACGGUGCGACGGGUCCAGGGUGUGCUGCGGGGCCGGGCGCGCGAGCGCGAGCAGCUGCAGGCGGAAGCGAGCGAGCGCUUCGCUGCCGGCUACAUCCAGUGCAUGCACGAGGUGCACACGUUCGUGUCCACGUGCCAGGCCAUCGACGCCACCGUCGCUGCCGAGCUCCUGAACCAUCUGCUCGAGUCCAUGCCGCUGCGUGAGGGCAGCAGCUUCCAGGAUCUGCUGGGGGACGCCCUGGCGGGGACACCUGGAGCCCCUGGGCGGAGUGGCUGGCCUGCGGGAGGGGCUCCGGGAUCCCCGAUACCCAGCCUCCCUGGUCCCGGGGACGACCUGUGCUCUGACCUGGAGGAGGCCCCUGAGGCUGAACUGAGUCGGGCUCCUGCUGAGGGGUCUGACUUGGCGCCCACAGCCCUGGGCAGCCUGACCGCAGCCCAAAUUGCCCAGAGUGUCUGGAGGCCUUGGUGACCAAUGCCAGCCAGAGUCCUGCAGGGGUGGGCCCGGCCCUGCCUGGAUCUCCUCCCUCCUCCCAGGGGUUCAGAUGUGGUGGGGUAGGGCGCCUUGGAAGUCUCCCAGGUCCUCCCUCCCUCCUUCUGUGGACGGCCUGCAGGGCAGCCCCUGGUGACCAGCCCAGUCAGGCCCCAGCCCCGUUUCUUAAGAAACUUUUAGGGACCCUGCAGCUCUGGGGUGGGUAGAGGGAGGGAGCUACAGGCAGGAGGAAGAAUCUUGUAGAGCUACCAGCGUUGUCCCAGGUUCACCCGCCCAGCCUUCACCAGCCCUGUACCGGCUCUGGGGGCAGAGGUGGCAGGAAUGGUGCUGGGCACUAGUGUUCCAGGCAGCCUUGGGCUAAACAAAAGCUUGAACUUGCCACUUCAGCGGGGAGACGAGAGGCAGGUGCACUCUGCAGCACUGCCCAGAGCUGUGAGGCUCUGUACAUCUUGUUUGUAGCACACUUGAGUUUGUGCAUUCCAUUGACAUCAAAUGUGACAAUUUUACUAAAUAAAGAAUUUUUGAGUGAGUUACCCUUGAA
Messenger RNA from Piliocolobus tephrosceles (Ugandan red Colobus), 1464 nucleotides. It is a transcript of the gene HES6, whose product is annotated as hes family bHLH transcription factor 6. Gene Ontology annotation, molecular function: DNA binding; protein dimerization activity. The record is from RefSeq and is a predicted model, not a curated record. Gene Ontology annotation, biological process: regulation of DNA-templated transcription. Bases 36 to 902 code for a protein of 288 amino acids. NCBI's taxonomy places the organism in Eukaryota, Metazoa, Chordata, Mammalia, Primates, Cercopithecidae. The transcript is spliced from 4 exons.